CUCAUUGUGUUUGCUGCUAUUGUUUUGUUGCUUUUGUUGUUUUUUGUGGUGUAUUGGUGAUGGUUAAUACUUCUUGAACGAGUGGCUCACCUUGGCCAUGGCCGGUCAUGUGCCCCGGUGCCCCCUUGCUGGGCCGGUGGUGGGCAGGAAUUGGUGGGGAUGUUUUGGUUGUUUUGUGGUUUCUUGGAGCUUUUGGGCUUUUAGGCUUUUGGUUUUUUUCUGGUCUCUUUUUUGUUGUCUUGUUGUUUUUUGUUUUUGGUUAUUAAUGCUUCUUGUACUGCCUGGGCGCUGGGCCCGCGCGGCGCUACACUCCAAAGCUCCAAAGCUAAUAAACCACGAAGCGUUCCACCACAUGCCAAUAACCACGAAGAGAGGAAAAUAUCGACUAUUUUUCUCGCAGGCGUUUUAGGGGAAUUGUGAACUUUGACCCAUCAAAACUCGAAAUGCAGCUCGCAUGCUGCUCGGUGAUCUACUCACUGCGCAUGGGCGACCGUUGGGAUAACCAAAUUUAGUUUAGCUCAAGCUGUCUAGUUGCGCCUAGUAUUUGCUCUGUUUUCUG
Metschnikowia bicuspidata var. bicuspidata NRRL YB-4993 is the source of this 559-nucleotide messenger RNA. RefSeq lists its product as uncharacterized. The transcript has a single exon. The coding region runs from base 98 to 409 and encodes 103 amino acids. The record is from RefSeq and is a predicted model, not a curated record. Lineage: Eukaryota; Fungi; Ascomycota; Pichiomycetes; Serinales; Metschnikowiaceae.